AUGGAUGACUGGACCUCCACCACCAAGAUCGGCAGCAAGCACCGUGGCGCCGGUAUGGCCCCCCGCGAGACUGUCGUUAAGGGCAAGAGUGCCCUGAACGCCGCUCAGCGCCAGGGUGGUAUUCUCGCCACCGAGAAGAAGUACACCACUGGUAAUAUCUCUGCUAAGUCUGGUGCCCCCGAAGGCCAGCACCUCACAAAGGUCGACCGCAGCGACGACAUCAUCAAGCCCAAGACCGUUGGCCUCGAUGUCGCAGAUGCUAUCAAGAAGCGCCGUACCGACGAGGGUUACAAGAUGACACAGAAGGAGCUCGCCACCAAGUGCAACACCACCGUCACCGUCAUUCAGGACUUCGAGCGUGGAUCCGCCGCCCCGGAUCAGAAGGUUCUCUCUGCCAUGGAGCGCGUGCUUAACGUUAAGCUCCGUGGUAGUGACAUCGGUAAAGAAAAGUUCCCCAAGAAGAAAUAA
Molecule: messenger RNA, 468 nt
Organism: Penicillium pulvis
Lineage: Eukaryota; Fungi; Ascomycota; Eurotiomycetes; Eurotiales; Aspergillaceae
Gene: mbf1
Product: multiprotein-bridging factor 1
Exons: 2
Coding region: 1-468 (155 amino acids)
Cellular component (GO): nucleus
Molecular function (GO): DNA binding
Source: RefSeq, a predicted model, not a curated record